Candidula unifasciata is the source of this 885-nucleotide messenger RNA. The record is from the annotation of a GenBank genome assembly. NCBI's taxonomy places the organism in Eukaryota, Metazoa, Mollusca, Gastropoda, Stylommatophora, Geomitridae.
AUGGAUCCACAAACUUAUAUGGAUGUCGCCACAGUUGUGACCAAGUUGAAAAUGUACCCAUAUUUCGAUAUAGCACAUUACAUUCUAAUGUGCAUCUCUGUCCGAGAGGAUGUUCAACCUGCACAGGCGCAAGCAGGCUCUAGUGGUCCAGUCCAACCCUUUGCUCGGAAGCAUCCAUUAUCUAGCUGGCUGUCCUCAAUGCUGAUAUGUUUUGCAGGCAGUAUUUUAGCAAAUUUUCUGCUUGGGGAACCAGUGAUUACUCCUUUCAAGGAUCACCAGAGCAUCAUUACUGCUACAGCUGUUUGGUAUUUAAUUAACUUCUCCCCCUUUGAUUUGGUCUACAAAAUAUGCAAAUUUCUGCCUUUCAAACUGGCCAUUUGUGUAUUGAAAGAAACACAGCGAGCUCAUAAGGUCUAUCAUGGAGUGUUGGUGGCUGCAAAACUGUAUCCAAGUGCUUAUUUGAUCAUUGUUGCAGUUGGUACCAUCAAAGGCGCUGGAAGUGGGCUGAUGAAAAAUAUUGACAGGCUUAUUAGAGGAGUUUGGAUACCAGGCAGUAAUGAAAUUCUGCAGCCAACUUUUGCAACAAAAGCCAGUCUGGUGGCAUCGAUUAUCUUCUUAUGUGAACGGCUGAACCUUAUUGCAGUACCGCAUCCACUGAUCUAUUUUGGUGUGGUUUUGUUCUUCGUGUACUUCAAGAUCUCCUCCGUUAUUCUUGGAAUUCAUGAUCCAUUCGUCCCACUGGAAAACCUGUUCUGUGCCAUCUUUAUGGGUGGAAUGUGGGAUGCAUUGCGACGUGCAACAAGCAAAGAAACUGCUAAGGAGGAUGAAAGCAAAGAUCUCAGAAACGAUGCAAUGAAAUUGAAAGAAGAAAAGAAGAAAGAUUAA